GCUGCGCCAGUCCCUCCGACGCCGCCGCGCAUCACACCCGCGUUCUCUUUAGCACCGACUCAGCCGCAAGCGCGUCUGACCGCUCCGUCGCAAGCGCAUCAAAUCUACACUGAACCCAAAGAGAUGAGCCGGCACACCUGCCUGGCAGCUGCGGCCUUGCUGGCCGUGCUGUGCCUCGCCGACGCCCAGCGAAGACUGGCCCUGCCUGACCCCAGGAGUUGCGCAAACAGAGUGCGUCACUCGACAUACCGCGAUGCCCGGGGAGUUCUACAUUCGUACUUCUUCAGUUGGGAACACACGCCCACAAGGAACUUGGAGGUGGACUGGCUGGACGCUCGGAACAUCUGCCGACGCCAUUGCAUGGACGCCGUGUCACUGGAGACACCACAGGAGAAUGAAUUUAUAAAGCAGAGAAUUGCUCGAGGAAACGUCAGGUAUAUCUGGACUUCAGGUCGCAAGUGCAACUUUGCCGGGUGUGACCGUCCCGACCUGCAGCCCCCCAACGUCAAUGGCUGGUUCUGGUCCGGCUCCGGAGCCAAGAUCGGCCCCACCACACAGCGCAAUACAGGCGACUGGUCCUACACCGGCGGAUUCGGCCAGCCUCAACCUGACAACCGUGAAGCUGCUCAAGGCAAUGACGAGUCGUGCCUGUCGAUCCUGAACAACUUCUACAAUGACGGCAUCAAGUGGCACGACGUGGCGUGUCACCAUGUGAAGCCCUUCGUCUGCGAGGACAGCGAUGAACUACUCAACUUCGUCCGCUCCCGCAACCCCAACCUGCGUCUAUGAAACCUCAACCUCACCUCUCGCCUUCUAGUAUUUUAGAUGGCUGACAUUGUACAAAAACCAAGUGGCUAUCUAUAUUUAAGUUAUUUAUUAAUUUAACAAAUAUACACGUGAAAGCACUUAAGUCUCAAUUAGUGAUGAUUUCAUUCUAUACACUGUGACAGGUAAUGCCGACUAUUAGAGAAUACAAAAUAUUCCGACAAAUCGACGUCUAUUUUUUGUAAAUUUUAAUGAUCUGCCGUCACAUUCUAUGGUAAGUUAUCAUCUCUUUUUUGUAAAAAGUUCUGAUUGCACAGAAUAGGAUUAACAUUAUUAGUGUAAGA
Molecule: messenger RNA, 1109 nt
Organism: Amyelois transitella
Lineage: Eukaryota; Metazoa; Arthropoda; Insecta; Lepidoptera; Pyralidae
Gene: CTL4
Exons: 5
Coding region: 124-789 (221 amino acids)
Source: RefSeq, a predicted model, not a curated record